Molecule: messenger RNA, 1401 nt
Organism: Lachancea fermentati
Lineage: Eukaryota; Fungi; Ascomycota; Saccharomycetes; Saccharomycetales; Saccharomycetaceae
Source: the annotation of a GenBank genome assembly
AUGUCGUCCAAGUCUCGAUUUGAUCGUAAAACCGCGAAAAAAUAUGCUGUGGUUCACAGGCCGCAUGAUGAUCCGCAGUUUUACGAUGCAGACGCUUCAGCACACGUCCUUGUGCCAGUUGACAAUCCCAACAAAAGUCGGGAUCUAGGCAAAGUAAAGUCUCCACUAGCCAGAACUGUCACCGGGAAGAUCAAGUCUGCUUCCAAUACUGUAAGCGAACAUGUCGGAGAAGCUGCGAAGUAUGGUAUACUGUUCGACGAUUCGAAUUACGACUACACCAAGCAUUUGAAGCCCAUCGGAGAAGAUCCUGAUGCAGUUUUCAUUCCAGCAAAGGGUGAAUCUAAAGUCCCAAGGAAGCAGAAUAUCGAGGAUAUGAUUGUGGAACCUAAAUAUAAGAGCACAACUGCAAAAGCGGAAUCUGUUUUUCAACGAGGAAUGGCCAAACCAGAAUAUCUGAUUCACCAGCAGGAUGUCGAGGACGAGCUUCGCGGAUUCAAACCUGACAUGAACCCAGCCCUUCGUGAAGUUCUAGAAGCCUUGGAAGAUGAAGCAUAUGUUGUGAACGAGGACAUCGUGGUUGGCUCCGAGAAAGUAAAGCCUAGUUCAAUGGAGGACGAUGCCGCGGGAGAUGAUGAUAUAUUUGCAGAAUUACUAGGAAGCGGCCGAGUUGAAGACGAAGAGGAUUUCGAGCAGGAGUUCGAUGAGUGGGAUAUGGAUAACUUAGAGAAUUUCGAGGACGACAACUAUCAAGAAGAACUUCAACAAUUUGACAAGAUUGAGAAUCUUGAAGAUCUACAACACAUCGACUACCAGGCCGACGUUGGCAGAUUCAAAAAAGAACAGUCCCGGAAGUAUGUCAGUGACGAUUGGGAUUCUGAUAAUGAUCUGGAAUCUGAUGGAGUUGCCGCCAGUUCCGAUGAAGAACGUGACGGCUUGGGUGAACUUCCUUCCAUAAAUAUGAAGCAAAAAGGACAGAGUUCUAACAAAAAAAAGCAUCGUCGUAAGAAGGGUGCGAUGUCUGAUGUCUCCGGGUUCUCGAUGUCUUCUAGUGCGAUUGCAAGAUCUGAAGCUCUUACUGUUCUGGAUGACCGCUAUGACAUGAUCAUAUCCGGUUACGAUAAUUACGAAGAGGAGCAAGAGCUUGAUGAAGAAAAUAACUACAAGCCUUUUGAUAUGGCAAAUGAAAGAAGCGAUUUUGAGUCUCUGCUCGAUGAUUUCCUGGACAACUACGAACUGGAGAAAGGUGGUCGUAAACUGGCUAAGAAGGAUAAGGAAAUUGACCGCAUUAAAAUGGCUGCAGACGAAGUCAGCAAAGGUAAGCUAUCCAUGAGAAGGAAAAGAGAAGCGCAAAAAAACGCAGUGGAUAAUUUAUCCAAUGGCUUGAGUAGUUUACGCUUUUGA